ACGAUUCGUCGGUUUUUUUUCUCGAUUUGCAAACAUUUAAUAUAUUGCGCUACAAUUAUCAUAAAGUGUGUGUGUGUGUGUGUGUUAAUUUUGUCAUUUUUAAUUUUGUGUGUGUGUGUGUGACUUAUAGUAAUGAUUACGCUAAACAGUGAUUAAAAUUGUAUUGGACAUAUAGAAAUGUGCAAUCAUGUACUUGGGCCUGGUUGUUUGUGGCCAGAAUACAUCAUCAAUUAUGAUUAUGAUUUCAUUAUUAAUCAUUAUUAUAAUGGUCAACGAUAUAAUAUUCGAAUGUAAUCAUUUCAUAUUUGUUCAAUGUCGAUUUGAUUUUAAUAGAAUUAAAUUUGAAAAAAAACAAGCACUUCUUUAUAAACAAAUCCAGCUUCGAUGUUCAUUACGACCGGAAGAUUCAAUAGAUUCAUUUAUGGUUAUCAAAAACAACAACAACAACGACAACAACAAUGUAAGGCCUUUUCAUCAUCAUCAUCAUCAUCAUCAUCACCAUCAACGCCAUUAUGGUGGCUCCUUUAAUCAUCAUCAUCAUCAUUUUAAAUCCAAUCUACAGAAAUCGAUGACCGAUGUUGUUAUGUUAAUAUUUUGGUUCAAAGGAUUAAAUUCAAAAGCACCAUUUUUAACAAUAGAUACUCGUGAUCAUUAUAUUAGUGGUGGUGACUACCAACAGAUGACGACAUCUGCUAAACCCUUGGAAAUGAUCAUCAACAAACAGGCUGCCAUCUCUCGCGUUAAUUUUGAAUCAAAAUCGAAUUUUUUAAAAUUUAAUUUCUCCAAUGUUUCGAAUGAAGCCAUGUUCCAAACGAACGGUGUGACUGAUUCAUUUUUGGAACGCACAACCUAUCGAAUUGAUUAUCAACAGCAAUUGGCCUAUCUUUUCAUUGAACGAAUUUUAGCCGAAGACGAAGGUAUCUAUCGAUGUAGAGUGGAUUUUCGUCAUUCUCGUACAAUCAAUUGGUUUAUUCACGUAGAAUUGAUCAUUCCUCCCACCAAAGUGUUCAUUAGUGAUCAUAAUCACACAUUAAUCACCGACGGUGGCCUUGCUGGACCUUAUCUCGAAGGACAAUACAUUGAAUUAAUCUGUGAAACUAAACAAGCCAAACCAUUACCACAAGUGCUUUGGUAUGAAGGUUCAACAUUGAUUGAUGAUUCCUAUGAACUUGUUUCGGAUUCUGAUUCUCGACACAACAAUGUUUCAACGGAAUCAUCGGAUAUGAAUACUUUCAACUAUCUAUAUAAAACAUUAGUACGUGCAAGAAAUCGAUUAAAAUUGAUACAGCCAUUAAUACGACAGGAUCUUUUCCGUCAAUUUCGUUGUAUAGCAAUGAAUAGUGAAAUGAUUGAACCAGUGGCAAGUAUGGUUCAAAUUGAUCUUAUACUGCCUCCAAUCAAUGUUGAAAUAGUGUUAGACACAAAAGAAGCCUUUCAUAAAGGACAGGAUGCACAAAUUCUAUGUCGAUCAUAUGGAUCACGUCCAGUGGCACAAAUACAUUGGUAUAGAAAUGGACAAAGAAUUCUUUCUCGUAUCGAAUGUGUUAUACACAGAGAUUAUUAUGACAUUGAACAAAAUGUUUCCAGAAGUAUAAUGAAUUUUGUACCAGAUGAAAAUGAUGAUGGUAUUGAAAUUGUUUGUCAAUCAAUCAAUAUACGAUUGGAUCAAAAUCAAGCUGUCCAGGAUCAACAUCGUAUCACUGUUCAUUAUAUGCCAAUCAUACAAUUAUCAUUAUAUGAAACAAAUGAACAGAAUUUAUUGGCAGAAAAUUCUUCCAUUCGUCUUUGGUGUCGAAUAAAUGCAAAUCCAUUUCCUAACAAAUCGGCUAUAUGGUUUUUCAAUUCAACUCGUAUAACAGAAUCGAAUGAUCGAUUCACCAUUUUAGAUAAUAAUCAACUAUUGAUUGAUUGUCUUCGAUCUGAAUAUCAUGAUGGUUAUUAUUAUUGUUUGGCAGAAAAUUCUCAAGGACGUAAUCGAAGUAAUGAUUUUUUAUUACAAGUUUCUUAUGUUCCUAGAUGUCGUAACAGUGAAACAUCUAUUUCUGUUGCAAUUAAUCAAACAAAAGCAAUCGUCUGCGAAGUGGAUGCACGACCAUCUUUAGUAUAUUUCAAUUGGCAUCAUCAUAAUAAUAAUAAUAAUGGUACAUCGAUCACUGUUAAUCGUCUUAAAUAUACAACUCGUGGUAGUACACAAAGUAUUCUUAUGUUCACUCCACGUGAUCAUUAUGAUUAUGGCCAAUUGUCUUGCGUGGCUCAAAAUUCAGUUGGUAAAACUGUAAAACCGUGCAUCUAUACUAUCAGACCAUAUGGUCCACCGGAACCUAUUUAUAAAUGUAUCGUUGAUAUUUUCGAUACAAGAUAUCUGAGCAGUAGUAGUAGUAGUAGCAGCAGCAGCAGCCAAUUAUAUAAUGAUGGUGAUGAUGAUGAUGAAAAAUUGGCACAAUCACCGUUAAUAAAGUGCCAAUAUAAUUAUAAUAGCGGUGUUGAUGGUGGUAGUGGUAUCGAUAUCUAUUGUCAACUUGAAAUUUAUCGAUCAAUCGAUAAUAUUCUAAUAUGGAAUAUGACCAAUAAUGUGGAACAAAUUGAUUCAUGUGUAUUUGAUUUUCCUAUUUCAUGGUUAAUGGCUAACAUUUCCGAUCAUGGUGAAAAUCGUAUUCAAAUUAAUGUUCGAACAUUCAAUCAACAAGGAUCAAGUAAACCAUAUGUAUUCCAUACUCAUCUACCAAUUGCACCAUCAUCAUCAUCAUCAUCACCGCCAUCAUCAAUAUUCACGACAUCUCAAUCAUCAAAUUCAUUGAUACCUCUCAUAUUGAAUCAUAUAAGCGAUUUAAAUGAUACGUCAUCAAUGAAUGAUGAUGAUGAUGAUGCAAAUAAACUUGUUCCUUUUGUUUGGGAUCUUUCAAACAUACAACAUAAAGGUCAAAAGCUAUUCAAGUUGCUAACCGAUAAUGGUAAUUGGAUAUUUGCAUUUGUUUUCCUAUUGUUGGCCAUAUUGAUGGGCUUUCUUGUUCGUACUGUGGUAAGAAUUCAGCAAUUAAAACAAAACAAUCAUCAUGAUGAACAUAUCAUUAGAAAACGAUAUUCAUUACCGAUAACCAAUUCUAACGACGAUCAACCACAAGAUAGAACGUUUGAAUUUGAAAUGAUAACAUCUUUACAACAACAGCAGCAGCAUCAGCAGCAACAACAUUGUUUAAUUGAACAUUUUGACCAUUGUCCACUAUAUGAUCGACAAUUACAAACAAUAAUACAAUCGCGAAACAAUAGCCAACAUGUCCAUUUUACAUCGAAUGAUAAUGAUGAUGAUGAUGGUAAUGAUGGUGAACAAUUCUUCAACUAUAUGGAUGAUGAUGACAAUCGAUGCCUUGAAUUAUUACAAUAUAGAAACGGAAAUUUUAUCAAAUCCAAACAAACAAAUCCAACUACUGAUGAUUGUUCAUCAUCAUUGGUCAUUACAUUGGUUUAA
Molecule: messenger RNA, 3466 nt
Organism: Dermatophagoides farinae (American house dust mite)
Lineage: Eukaryota; Metazoa; Arthropoda; Arachnida; Sarcoptiformes; Pyroglyphidae
Source: RefSeq, a predicted model, not a curated record